Danaus plexippus (monarch butterfly) is the source of this 572-nucleotide messenger RNA. It is a transcript of the gene CPR2, whose product is annotated as larval cuticle protein LCP-17-like. Gene Ontology annotation, molecular function: structural constituent of chitin-based larval cuticle. The record is from RefSeq and is a predicted model, not a curated record. Gene Ontology annotation, cellular component: chitin-based extracellular matrix. NCBI's taxonomy places the organism in Eukaryota, Metazoa, Arthropoda, Insecta, Lepidoptera, Nymphalidae. The transcript is spliced from 4 exons. The coding region runs from base 76 to 480 and encodes 134 amino acids.
CAGGACAUAUAUAAAGACCUCUAGGCAUUUUUUAAAUCAUACUGACACUAAUCAGCUUCAAAACCACUCACAAAAAUGAAAUUCCUAGUCCUUCUCGCCGUUGUGGCUUACGUCUCCGCUGAGGGCGUCAAAUACGACGAAUCCGCAGCCAGCAUCGUCAAAUCCUCCUUCGACAGCAGCCCUGAAGGAAACUCUUUCAGCUACGGCUUCGAAAGCAACAACGGCAUCAUUUCUCAAGCUGAGGGUGUUGUGAAGAACCCCAGCGGUGAGAACCCCGCUCUUGAAGUCAAGGGAUCAGUCAAGUACAACGCUCCCGAUGGAACUCCCGUUGAAUUGGUGUACGUAGCAAACGAAAACGGAUACCAGGCCUCUGGCUCCCACAUCCCCGUGCCACCCCCAAUCCCAGAGCUGAUCCUCCGCAGUCUCCAAUACAUCGCUGAACACCCCGCCCCCGUUGAGCGUGUAGUCAAGAAGAACUAAGAACUGGACCCCUGAUUUUUCCGAUUUUUUCUGUUGAUUUUUGUUUUUUAGCAUCGUACAAUGCAAGAAGUUGAUUAAAGUGUGACAUCAAA